GUUUCCAUCAACACAUGGCAUGCAGCCUUGACUCGAAUACGGGUCAGGUCAACGUCGUUGAGUGAACAGUUACAGUUAGACAACGAUGUUGGCAAGUGUUCGGACUGUUUUUACCGUUCGGGGUUCAUCCCGUUUGGUGGAGAUUUUAAAGUGUCAAAGUUUGUGGACUGGUAAUGAACCGUUAUCUGAAAGUGAUCCGGAGUUGAUGGGAAUUGUAUCAAAAGAAAAACAUCGACAAACAUAUGGAUUGGAACUGAUAGCCUCAGAGAAUUUUGCUAGUCGAGCUGUAUUGGAAGCCCUUGGAUCAUGUUUAACAAAUAAAUAUUCCGAAGGCUAUCCUGGUGCCAGAUAUUACGGAGGUAAUGAAUUUAUUGAUGAAGUUGAAAGAUUAUGUCAGAAGAGAGCGUUGGAAACGUUUCGUCUUGAUCCAGAGAAAUGGGGUGUAAAUGUUCAACCGUAUUCGGGUAGUCCGGCUAAUUUUGCUGUUUUUACUGGUUUAUUAAACCCUCAUGACCGUAUUAUGGGUCUAGAUUUACCAGAUGGAGGACAUCUAACGCAUGGUUUUAUGACAGAUACUAAAAGAGUAUCGGCUACAUCUAUAUAUUUUGAAUCCAUGCCGUAUAGAAUAAACCCAGUAAGUGGCUAUAUAGAUUAUGAUAAACUCCGUGAAACAUCGAGAUUAUUCCGACCUAAAUUAAUUAUAGCCGGUACGACAGCUUAUUCUAGAUUAUUAGAAUACGAGACUUUUAGACAGAUCUGUGAUGAUAGUAAAGCUGUGAUGUUAGCGGACAUGUCUCAUAUAUCUGGUCUAGUAGCAGCUGAUGUAAUACCUAGUCCAUUUGAUUACGCUGAUGUCGUCUCUUCUACAACACAUAAAACUCUACGGGGACCAAGAGCUGGAAUUAUAUUUUAUCGUAAAGGAAUUAAAUCUGUUCAUCCUAAAACCGGUGCUAAAAUAGAAUACGAUUUUGAGAAGAAGAUAAAUAAUGCCAUCUUUCCCGCUCUACAAGGUGGACCUCAUGAACAUCAGAUCGCAGGAGUAGCUACAGCAUUGUUGGAGGCACAGCUACCAGAAUAUCGUCAAUAUCAACUACAAGUUUUAAAGAACGCUAAAGCUUUAUCAGACGCUUUAGUUAAACAUGAUUAUAAAGUUGUCUCAGGAGGAACAGAUAAUCAUUUAGUCUUAGUUGAUUUACGAUCUAAAGGAACAGAUGGAGCUCGUGUUGAGAGAAUAUUGGAACUGUGUAAUAUUACAGUUAAUAAAAACACGUGUGCUGGUGAUAAAAGUGCCAUGACCCCUGGUGGGCUCAGAUUAGGUGCUCCUGCUUUAUCCUCUAGAGGAAUGAAUGAAGAAGAUUUUUAUAAAGUUGUACAACUUUUAGAUAAAGGUGUUAAAAUUGGUCUUCAAGCACAAAAAUCUACCAAAAAAUUAAAAGAAUUCAAGGAAUAUGUUGUGAGUGAUGGCGAUAUUUUAAAACAAAUCAAGGCCCUUAAAGAAGAAGUUGGUGAGUUUGCGGGGAAAUAUCCGAUGCCAGGACUUCCUGAUCGAUAAUGAUGAAGACCUUUAGAUGAUUUUAUAAAUAUUUUAUUUUUGGAAUGGAUGGUGAAAUGAUUUGGUGAAUUGGAUUGAGACAGCAUAAUAUGGAAAUUGUUCAGAUAUUUUUAAAUAUGGUUACAUUAGGAAACAAGUUAUGGAUAAUCCGAAGCUUGUACAAUGUUAAAAUAUUGAAACAGGCAACUGAUCUUGUCUGAACCCGACAUUUUCUAAAAGAUACAUUAUGCGAGUUUUAGAUAAAGUUCUGGCUAUUCAAAAUAGUUCAAAAAUAGAGAAUAAAAAAUGAAUAUAUUGAAAAUUUCAUUCCAAAGUAAUGAAAGUUUGACAUUUUGACAAGAAAUAGCCAUAAUUAACAGAUGGAAACUCUGUACACAGUUCUUGAUUGUCAAGAACCAUUGCCAUGAUAAUAAACAAAGUCUUGAUUUUCAGUCCUGGUGGGCAUGAUCUACUUCUCUCAAUAUCUAAGCCAUCUAAUGAUCCAGAGAGUUGAUUAUGGAUUUUUCAUGUGAAUAAAUGUUUAAAUAAUAACUUAUAUAACAUUUGAAGCCAGAAAAAGGUGAAAGCAAUUGGCAAAUUUCGCUCUAUCUCUCUCUCUCUCUCGCAUAGUGCCUCUUUUAAUGCUUGGACUUGAUUAAAGUUGCUGAUUGCAGUUUUUAGUCAUUAUCUAAUAUCUAAUAUAAUCAGAUGGAUUAUUUAACAUUUAAUUAUAAAAACAAAAUCUCAGUGGUAAAUAAUCUCCCUUCUUGGAUUCCGUUUGAUUAAAUUGAGGCUCUGCUAAAGACUUUAUCGAACACUGAUACAAUAGGUACGGUGGUCCACAGAGGCCUGUUCAUUCAGUAAAUAUAGCUAAAUGAUGAUCACCCCAAACACUGAUUCAGUGGUCCACGGAGACCUGUUCAUUGAGUAAAUAUGAUCACCCCAUAGCCAAUUGAUCAGAUUUACCUUAGUAUGAGAUGCAGCAGACAAACUUUUAAUUAAAACACCACAAUCUAAAGUCUGUUUUCUAUGUACGUGUUUUCGCGGAUUACAUGGAAACGAUUCCAUAACAUUUAGAUUAGAGCGACUUUUUCACUGGCGAGAAAGCAUACAUGUACAUUGAAAACAGGCCUAACUGGUGUCUCCGUUUUGAAUCCAUCAGCAUAGUUGAAUGAAAUAUUUUUGUUAAGAAGUUAUUGAUAUUAUUUAUAAAUUUUCCCAGUGAAAAUAUUAUUUUUAUGGAGGUAAAUGUACCAAUCUGAUUAAAACACAGAUCCUCUUUUGUUUCGUUUUUUAUAGUUCAAAAUUUCGUUUUACUUGUCUUUAUUACACUACGAUCUGGAAGAGAUGUUAUAUAACCUACGUUCUGGUUAAUGUGAGGGAUUAGCCAAUGAAACAGUCUGUUGCGGAGAGUUCUUGGCAUUGAUUAAUCAAAUGUCUGAUGUGUAUAGGGUCAAAAGUCACUCGCAUGACCCCUGACACAAGCUUCCAGUACAACCGGUCAGAUCUUCAUGUAGUAGAGGCCAUAUCAAGUAUAAAAAAAACGAAACGAAAUAUAGAUCUGUAUUUUUACCAGCUUGCUGUUAUAGCCAUGAAAUCUGUAUAUUAAAUAUAGAUCUGUAUUUUAACCAGCUUGCUGUUAUAGCCAUGAAAUCUGUAUAUUAAAUAUAGAUCUGUAUUUUUAUGGAGGUAGCUGUUAUAGCCAUGAAAUCUGUAUAAUAAAUAUAAUUUAGUCUCUUGUAUAUUUCUACAUGUAUAAUGUCUUGUUAUUGGGGUAUAUGGCCAUAUAUCAGUCAGUCACAAUAUUCAUAACUAGAAAAUCAAAACUAAAAGGGGAAAUUCUUAUCUUAAAGUCGGAGGGAGAGGGAGAGAAUGGCCGCUUGGUUAGUGUGCGUGUGCUGUAUCAUAAGGUCUGUCAUAGAGUCAGCUGGCAUGGUUUAGAUUCUCCGGCUGUGCGUAACAAAGAGUAGGGUCGUCUGUCCAACCUCGUGGGUUUUCUCCGGGUCUUCUGGUUUCCUCCCACUGCUAAAGAACCCUACUCGCAUGCAGAUUAUUGAAAUAAAAUUGAACCAUGUGUUAGUCCCGAAAUGACCUGGUUUGUGUUGAGUGGACGUUAAACCCCAAUUCCCUCUCUUUAUUAACCUGCUACGUUUCGAUACACAUACAGGUAUCGUUAUCUAGAUUAUUUGCUUGAUAUCCCCUUGUCAGUGGUGCAGGACAGAGGGCCUGUCAAGGACAGCUGUCUAGUCAUUCGGAUGGGAUGAAAAACCGAGGUCCUGUGCACAUAAAAGAUCCCUUGGCAGUUGGAAUUCGAUAUAAGUUUAGGCCAUAGUUCUGCUGCCCAGGCAAAAUUUUCCUCAUAGGACACAGUAUGGCGUAUGGCCGUCUUCAUUGGCUCUGUAUACGAGCAGAACAGUAGGAUGUUAAACCCCUUUUCAUUUCAUUUAUUUGCUUGAUAACGAUACCUUGUAUGUGUUAUGAGAUACCUUGUAUGUGUUAUGAGACGUAGUAUGUUAAUAAAUUCAGAAAUAGUAUAUCCAUAUAAGUGUUUUUAAUUUGUGAAGUCUAUUUCUAUAUGUCUUAUAAGAAUUUUCUCUUUUACUUUUGAUUUUCUACAUUUUACUCUAGAUAGCAUUACGAACCUGAUACCCAUCAUACAUGUCUAGUGUUAAACAAUUCAAGUUGUCUCAGACCUUGUCCAGGAAGAAGUGGUUCUAUUAAAGGCUCAAUACCACUCUUGUUGUAACUGAGUAAUAUGUCCCAAUCUUUAUUCUGGUCAACAAAUUGUACCAUUUUACAAUAUUCCAAUUAAUUGAUGAUACAAAUUUCAUCUUAACACACCUAAUUUAAAAAAUUAAAAAAAUUCAACUCAAUGAUUUGAAAAGCCUGACGUAAAGCUUUUCAAAUGUUACUUGGAUUUAAAAAUAUUUUUGAACCCUCUGGACAAGUAAAAUAGGAUUUAAUGGAUAAUUUACACAACAGGUAGGACACUAACACAUCUAGUACUUACUGUAGAAUAAGGCUAUUUUUUAUUUUCUGGAGCUGUCAAGCCAGCAAGAGUGUUAUUGUCCCUUUAAAUUGUUUAAUGUUUUAUUAUUAUUAUACAUCUAAUUAUGAUGGUAGUAAUUACCUGGUAUAUAUUAAAAUUAAUUAGGAAUGAUAUUUAUAGAUCUAGUCAUUAAACCAUAUUGAUUAUAUAAUAAAUUGAAGGGUUUCUUGUCAAACUCGGUGGAAGUGGACUUUAAGACCCACUCUUGUUGAUGUCUGUUGUUGAUGUCCGGUACUAGCUAUAACACACAGUAGACAAGAAUAUUACUGACAUAAAUUUGAAUACCAUACAGGAAUUAAAUAUGAAAAAUAACGAGGUGCACCUAUUUUUUAUUACGUACGAAUUUGAAUAUUUUGUUGACACAUGAUUUUUGUGUGUGGUCUAAAAACUGCCUGCUUAAAUAACAAUAAGAGUUAUGUCCCUUUAUUUUCGGUAAAAAUGUCCGACAAGAAAAUGUUUGAAAUCCCAUCACUGAUGUCCAUUAUGUGUUAUAGCUAGUACCCUAUAUUUUAUACUGAAGGGUUUCACUGUAACACUGUUGUUGAUGUCCACUUAUAUAACAUGUGUUAUAGUGGGUAACCUAUAUAUUAUAUACUGAAGGUCUUCACUAUAACACUGUGUUAUAGCAAGUUCCUUCCUUAUUCAUUAAAUACCCUCAAGAAAUAUUUCAUAGUGCUAUUGUGGGCGAUGUUGAACCCUGCCUUAUGUAGGUAAACAUGUAUCAUAUCGAACCACCAUGUUGUGAGGUUCCAGUGUAGUCAAUUUGAUUCUGGUGAUGGGUAUUUUAUGGUUAAAUAGUUGAAGGAAUCUCGUAUGUCAAUUUAUAGUUACUUAAUAUUUCCUUCUCGGCUGUGUUCAUAUACAACCAUAAAAACAUAUCCAAAAUAUAUAUAUUUGUUAUUAAAAUAUUAUAAGAAAUUUGAGCAACAUGAAUGAAUGAUACCGAUGGAAUUUGUUAAUGUGAUACGUAUUUAUGUUUUAAAAACAAAACCCCUAAAUUAACAUUUAGGACUUUGAACUACAGAGACUUCCGAAACCGUCCCAAAACUACGUCGUCCUCUACCGCCAUAAACCAGGUCUGCAGGCCUGGAAAUAAGGCACCUUUCACAGACAAUGUCAGGCACAGAUUCAGGCUUUGUCAGGCAUAAAACCUCUGGUGCCUGUCAUUUUGUCUGGCACUGAGUUGUCUUUUUUAUUGAUAUUAUUAAUACAUGUCUGGCUCUAAGUUGAAAAUGUCAGGUAAUCUUUCAUUAGUGCCUGACAUUUUGUCAGGUACAUCUAGAACCGUUAUUUCCAGGCCUGCGGCUCUGAUGUGUAAGACAAGCGAGAAAACAUACUUAACAACAUAUAUUGGUUCUGUGAUUUGAGCAGAUCUAAGGAACAGUAGUUUCGUAAAUAAGCUACGAACCUAAAUAGAAUAAAAAUCAUUUUACUCUUGUUUUUACUUGUUCAAAGUGUUAAACGCUUUAUGAGUCAUUUGUCAUUAAUGAAUCAUGUAUAUGGAAGAGGUUAUUUGCAUCCACAGUAUUUAGGGUUAGGGCAGUGGUAGGCCUGAAUACAGAACGAGGGUUAGGGCAGUGGUAGGCCUGAAUACAGGAGGACCUCACCACACACAAAAAAUUACAUCAGACAGACCUAUGUACAGGACACAAUAUACCGUACUUAUCUGAUCAAGUGGGGGGGGGAUAGCCGAAUUUUUAGCGUGUGCGCGCUGUAUCAUAAGGCCUGCCAUUGAGUCAACUGGCGUGGUUUCGAAUCCCCGGUUGUACGUGACAAGGAAUAGGGUCGUCUGGUUUCCUCCCACUGUUAAAAACCUCUACGUGCAAGUGAAUAAUUUAAAUAAAAAAAUUAAACCAUAUGUUAGUCCCGAAAUGACCUAGCUUAUGUCGAGUGGACGUUAAACCCUAGUUCUCUCUCUCUCUCUCUCUGAUAAAGUGAAUGGAUUUGGGGGCUAGUCGUAAAGCUUCCAGUCUUGUUCAGUCCCAAGCCUGUAAUGACACGGGCUUCACACAGGACAACUUUUUAUUGUAUUAUAAACAAGCACAAUGAGUGGUUGGUAGCUUCAAUGAGCUAGGGUUAGGGUUAGGUCAUCAAUUGCUUCAACAGAUAACCAGAAUUUAAAGAUAAUUUACAAUGUGGCUAUAAAUAACCUCUUCCUUUAUGUUCUAAUGUUUAUUAUAUUCUGGUAGUGCUAAUUAUUGGUUUUAAAAAAUAAAUACUAUUCCUGUUACUGGUACAUUCUGAUGAUAUUAUAUAUAAACAUUCUUAUGUUACUAUGGUGAUAACCUACGUCAUUCCAUCUGACCAGGAUUAGACGGGUAUUAGCUGUCUGUUACCACCAGAAUUUGUAUUCUCAUUUUUAAUUCGCUAGGGAAAUAUUAUAUAGAGACAUAAGAUUUAUUCACAAGUGCUAGUCCUGUUCGGUCCUGCUCAAAUUGCCUCCUCCUCGUAUCCGCCAUUGUUGGUCUGGACAAACUAGUGUAUGACGCUGGUAAACAGGUUGCUAGGGUAAACAUUUUCCUGGACAUCAAUGUUUCUGUAUAACAAUGGUUGUCUUGUUCAAAUUUCACCUGCCAUAGUGUACAUGGAUGGAACCCAGUUUCUUGUCCUAUCCGGAGGACUAGACACACAUAUUGUACGUGGAUGGACCCCGGGCGUUUCUUGUCCUAUCCAGAUGACUACACACAAUCAGCUUGGAUGCGACCCUGGGAAGUUCUUGUUAAGAGGUCAGUGUUGACCACUGUGCCCCCAUUGCGUAUAUAGUUACCACACAAUGACGUAUGGAAAAUGUUGUCUCAGUCCACCUAUAUACAUGGAACAUAAGGUGAAGGUCAUUUGUCCUAUAGGUAAAUCUCUGUAUGACCUUUGACACUGUUUGCAAAAUGGACACUAAUAUCCAGACCAAAAUUCGUUGUGGACAAGGUGAAGAUAAUUCAAACUAGGGCAAUCCAGUCUACGCACAUGCUGGAUAAAGGAAAACACUAUUAAGAAAGAGCAAUGGAUGAAUUUGUUGCCUAGCGAUGCACAAGCUGGAUAUCUUGCUGCCUAGCAACGACAACUUCCGUGCUAUAUGUGUGUACAUAAUGAAUAGUUAUAAGACUAAUAAUCAUAUAGAUAGCUUGCUACCUGUGGAUGAUAAUAUCCACACAGUAUCUAUACACGCAUAUACAAUGAUCUGAAAUCUGACAUUUUAUGUUUUAAAAUGUUUAUUCAUCUGUUUUAUCUUAAUUCUAAUUUUGAAAAUCUUGUAACCAAACAGAUAUUUAUACAUUUAUUCUUUAAUCAAUGUUAGUAACUUUUUGAUAAAAAUGUUAUUCUUGAUAUUUUCCUUAUGACCUUGUGUAUUUGUUGAUGUUGCCUAGCAACCAUUUCUUCAAUAAAAGAGAGACUAA
Messenger RNA from Patella vulgata (common limpet), 7972 nucleotides. RefSeq names its product serine hydroxymethyltransferase, mitochondrial. The transcript has 12 exons. Gene Ontology annotation, molecular function: glycine hydroxymethyltransferase activity; zinc ion binding; serine binding. Gene Ontology annotation, cellular component: cytosol; cytoplasm; nucleus. Bases 86 to 1552 code for a protein of 488 amino acids. The record is from RefSeq and is a predicted model, not a curated record. Gene Ontology annotation, biological process: purine nucleobase biosynthetic process; tetrahydrofolate interconversion; folic acid metabolic process. Lineage: Eukaryota; Metazoa; Mollusca; Gastropoda; Patellidae.